UGGAUUAUUUCUGGCAAUGCCUUAACUUUUAGUUAAUAUCUAUUGGUUAUUUAAUAAAUGAAAAUACAAUUCAAUAAAAAUAAGUGAAUAAAUAAUAAAUAAUCAAUAAAUAUGAAGCAUGCAAGAUUUAUUGCAAGAACAGUACUUGUUCAAAACAAUAAUGUUGAAGAAGCAUGUCGCUUAUUAAAUAGAAUUCUAGGAAAAGAGGAAAUAUUUGAUCAAUUUCGGCGCACAAGGUAUUAUGAAAAACCCUUUCAGGUACGUCGACGUAUAAAUUUUGAAAAAUGCAAAGCUAUUUACAAUGAGGACAUGAAUCGAAAAAUUGCAUUUGUAUUAAGGAAAAACAGAGUUGAGCCGUUUCCCGGUUGUAGCUGAAUUAUAUAUCAAAAAAUUAUUUGUAACUUAAUAAACUAAAUUAAUAUAUUCCUUUUUAAUGUUGUCUGUUUUAUUUUUACAUUCAUUGUUAUAUACAUACAUAUAUAUGGUUUUGUAUGUUAUUUUUUUAUCGUAUUUGAUGGGAGAAGUAAACGUUAUUUUUACAUUUUGAGAAAAUGUUUAAAUAACAAAUAAAUAGCCCGAAAUCAACUGCACACUAAUAUUUGUAAUAAUAUUUUAUCAAAAUAUUUUAUUUUAAAGUAUUUAUACCUAAUUUUUGAAUGUGUCAGAAGGAACAGCUGAUUUCGAUUCAACAAACAACAUUUAAUAAUAAGAACUGUCGCCGCUUAUAUAUCAACAACACUAAAGUUAAAAUAAAUGUUUUGAGUAUUAUUUUACAAACAUCCGUUGAAAAUUAAAUAAAAUGAAUACUGAUAAUUGCAUUGAUAUUGAUCAAAAUAUAGCAAACAAACUUUUCGAAGUUGGCGCUUUCCUAAUCAUUGCAGGAGUUCCAGUUGGUACUGAAUUCGGCGUCGACUUAUGUUCCUACACAAUCGGUGAAAACUUCCGAGGAAUAAAACUAAUACCUCCAGGACCACAUUACGUCUGGUGCUCAUCACAGGGACAAUUCGGUGAUGCUGCCCCACGUGUUGGAUUUAUACAUUAUUUUAAAAGUAAAGAAAUACUUGUGCGUGAAUGGAACAGACAGGAGGAAGAAUUACAAGAACGCCAAAUUGAAGACCCAAAUACCGAAAAAGCACAUAUCCGUGAGAAUAUAAAGUCUUUGGACCGUUUUUUGGCACCAUAUGAUUAUCGUUUCUUAAAUAAAUGGAAAAGCUUAACAAAUCUUGUAAACGAAGGUACACUUUCACGUUGCACUCCUGCAUCAGGCAUUAUUCGCACAAAUGUAAGUCUUUCAUCUUGUCCUGACGCUGAGAGGCCACGUGGCCCUAUUAAAAGUAUUAAGAUGUUAAAUGUAAAGACAAUUUUAAAUGAAAAUGAUUUAUUGCCUAAUUUAAAGCCUCUUAGUGGCUCUAUGCCAAUCUUUAUACAUUUACCCAAUCGCGUACCUCAAAACGCUACUCCGGAAGAAGUCACCCGUCAUAGUAUAGAUUGUAUUGCAGCAAUUGAUGAUUUGUUUAAUAGUAUUUCAAGCUUUCACAUUUUAUUGGAAGAAAUUCAGCUGUGCUUUGUUUUCUAUUUGAUUGGUCAUUCUAUUGAGUCAUUGGACCACUGGCGACGCGUCAUACACUUGUUCUCUUACUCCGAAACUGCAACUACUAAAUAUAAAUUAUUUUACAAGCAAUAUAGUGAGCUUCUUGCCCUAGAAAUACCGUAUUUACCGGAGGAGUUGAUGGAACCUACUAACCGCAACACCAUUUAUAAAGACAUAAGAGUCUUGCUUAAACAUUUACAUAGUGCAAAUUUAAGUCUUAGUGCAGAACAUUUAUCAACGAAAUUGUAUAAAGAAUUGAAAUGGGAUUUCCGAGACUUACUGAUUGAUGAUCCAGAAGAUUUACCUGUUGUCGUCGAAUUGGAUUAGGCAGAUAAUAUUUA
This is a messenger RNA of Teleopsis dalmanni, 1932 nucleotides long. RefSeq names its product 28S ribosomal protein S21, mitochondrial-like. The coding region runs from base 800 to 1918 and encodes 372 amino acids. Gene Ontology annotation, cellular component: ribosome. Gene Ontology annotation, molecular function: structural constituent of ribosome. The record is from RefSeq and is a predicted model, not a curated record. The transcript is spliced from 2 exons. NCBI's taxonomy places the organism in Eukaryota, Metazoa, Arthropoda, Insecta, Diptera, Diopsidae. Gene Ontology annotation, biological process: translation; spliceosomal tri-snRNP complex assembly.